Messenger RNA from Penicillium lagena, 324 nucleotides. Its product is annotated as LSM domain-containing protein. The record is from RefSeq and is a predicted model, not a curated record. The transcript has 2 exons. The coding region runs from base 1 to 324 and encodes 107 amino acids. Gene Ontology annotation, cellular component: NatC complex. NCBI's taxonomy places the organism in Eukaryota, Fungi, Ascomycota, Eurotiomycetes, Eurotiales, Aspergillaceae.
AUGGACACCGACGACGACCAAGCUAUUCAGUAUUUGGAGGGCCUGCUUGGGCGCGCACUCCGGGUCCACACAACCGACAGCCGCAUGUUUGUGGGCAUCUUCAAAUGCACCGAUGCGGAACGAAACAUCAUCCUCGCAAGCACUUACGAAUACCGCUUCCCCACCCCAUCAGCCGUGCAAGCCGCCGCCAAUAGCUCACAAGGAACGUGGGAUGAGGAGCCUGCGACGCCCCCUAGCUCUAGCAUCAAGGUGAACAUGACCAGUCGGCUGAUUGGACUGGUUGUGAUUCCAGGGCGACAUAUCACGAAGAUUGAGAUGGAGUAA